Messenger RNA from Penicillium paradoxum, 993 nucleotides. RefSeq lists its product as uncharacterized. Bases 1 to 993 code for a protein of 330 amino acids. The record is from RefSeq and is a predicted model, not a curated record. The transcript has 5 exons. Lineage: Eukaryota; Fungi; Ascomycota; Eurotiomycetes; Eurotiales; Aspergillaceae.
AUGGCUCCCUUCUCUGGGGAUGGUGUAUUAUGGCUGUGUUUAGGUGUCUCAUUGUUCUUCGCUAUCCGUGGUAUUGCCACAGACCUGCGCCAGGUCGUUGAUCUGACGGAAAUCAAACACGUCGAGAAGGAAGACAAGAUCAUUAGCGAGGGAACAGAAGAAGCUCUCAACCUAGACACCCUCUUGAAGCUUUCUCAAAGCACGAGCCAUGACCUCCGAGCUGCGGCAUUGCGUAUCAUUUCAGAACGAUCUACGAAGGGGGAUACUCGUGACUUACUGUUGGGGGAACUGGCAUCCAGAAACAAAGUCUCCCAACGGCGGGCUUUGAAUGCAUUGAAUUUCUUGGUCUCCAACCGAGCACUUGCCCGAACCUCCAUCGGCACUCGACUUGCCGACCUGCCUACGUUUACUGCCAUUAUCAACUGCCUCUGUAACUUGCUAGAAGAACAUCUAGAGAAGACCUCUACGACCAACUCGCCCAUUCUGCCAAAGACACGACCAAUGGGAGAGAAGAAGGCGUUGAACAUUCUGACCGUUCUGUUGCCAGAGAACAUACCCGAUGCACUAGAAGCGGGGAUCAUCAGUCGGUGGCUUUGCAGAUAUCCUUUCCCAUGUGCAAUGGCUGAGCCUUCUCGCCGGCGCGAUGUGGUGAUCCUCAUGAAAACAUGGUGGUCAGAUGACGCAGUCAUGAGCGCAAUUUUCAGCACGCUUUCCUCGCACCCAGACGGGAUCAAGCAGCUGCGCAAAUAUGGACUGAUGGGUAGCAUGAUUGAGGAAAAUGACCACGACGACGAGGACGACGCAGACAGUGAUGUGUGGAUGGUGGAUGCGGAUGAGGCAGGUGGUUCAUUCGGACGAGCUCCUUCGCGUAGACUCCAAGAGGGAAGUGCUGAAGAGCAAGCGCUUCGCCGACGCAGGAGAGAAGCCAUGGUUCUGAGCGACGGUGGACAGCCGAUUGGAAAUGACGACAUAAUCCAACGACCUAUUGAUUGA